This is a messenger RNA of Trichoplax adhaerens, 1170 nucleotides long. RefSeq lists its product as uncharacterized. Gene Ontology annotation, molecular function: G protein-coupled peptide receptor activity. NCBI's taxonomy places the organism in Eukaryota, Metazoa, Placozoa, Uniplacotomia, Trichoplacea, Trichoplacidae. Gene Ontology annotation, cellular component: membrane. The record is from RefSeq and is a predicted model, not a curated record. The transcript has a single exon. The coding region runs from base 1 to 1170 and encodes 389 amino acids. Gene Ontology annotation, biological process: neuropeptide signaling pathway.
AUGGUAUCUAAUAAUGGUAGCAAUCUUUCGCAUAGCGAUUGCAUGUUAUCAGAAGUAUUAUCCGCUAAUCCCAAGUUGGAUUUAAAGAUUGCUACUGCUGGACAGAAACCUAUUGCUGCAAUUUUUAUCUUGAUUGGACUUCUUGGAAUAGCCUUUAAUAUAUCAGUAAUCAUAACUUUAAGGAAGAAGCCGUUAUCUGAUCGAGUUCGAGAAAAUCUCUCCAAUUUAUCCUCCUUUAACACUUUGCUAACUAAUCUAGCUGUAGCAGAUCUAUUAGCAGCCAUUGCUGUUACGCUAAUUGGCGUAAAGACUAUUUAUAUUAUAGUCGCAGCUGAGGAUUCAUAUAACGAAAACAAGAAAGCUCCAUCUAAUAUUAAAGAUCUAAUCACUGGUUCUAAUGGAAUCUGUAAGAUAAGCUACCUCUUCUUUUUUCUAACAAACUUCGUGUCCAUCCUAACGGCAACUAGCAUGGCAGUUGGAAGUUAUCGUGGCAUCGUCAUAGGCAGUAUGCGUCGUGCUGGAAGUACCAGAUUAAGCCGUAAAAAAAUGGCUUUACUUUUGACAGUAAUAUGGUGUACGGCUAUAGCCAGUUCCAUACCUACAUAUUAUAUAGUCGAAGUGACACCGGCAGUAUAUAAUCGCUGUUUCUUUACACAUCAUUUGCCUAAUGGAUUUUCUACUUUUAAUCUUGCGUUUACUAUAUUUAUAACGGCUAUCUUUUACUUCACACCGGCUUUCGUUAUGAUGUUCUGUUACAUUCGCAUUGAUAGAGAGUUAAAGAAACAUUCACAACUUAAAUUACAAACACUAGCUACAACCAGUUCUACAAGGUUUAGCAACGGUGCCGAGCAGCAGAAAUAUCAAAAUUCCAAUAAAAAGGCCCAGAAGCCAGUUGUUGUGUUAUCUAUUAUCGUAGCAGCAAUUUUCUUAAUUACAAUGUUGCCGUUUAUGGUUUAUUUGUGGGUUAUAGCUAUUAGUAAAUGUAAUGCGGAUGAAAUUUUACAAAUAGUUUUGGUAGAUCGAUCCCAUUUGUGGAUUUUAUUCGAGGUUGCUCAUAUUCUUUAUGUUAUGCCACCGCUGGUUAACCCGAUAUGCUAUUCCUUUUGCAUUCCAAGUUUUCAACGAAAAUUUAAGGAAAUGUGUGGAGAAUUUAACGAGGAAGAUUCUUGA